Enterobius vermicularis (human pinworm) is the source of this 1011-nucleotide messenger RNA. Lineage: Eukaryota; Metazoa; Nematoda; Chromadorea; Rhabditida; Oxyuridae. The record is from the annotation of a GenBank genome assembly.
AUGGAUACUAAUCAACCCGGCGGGUCGCAGCAUAACGAUAGUACUACUCAGAACUCUGCAAGCACUUCGCAAGCGCAGAGCAAUUCAGCUUCUGUCAGUAAUGUGCCAGCUCAAGCCAUCCCGAAUUACGACUUGAAAUUCACAUUGUUGGGCCAUACUAAAUCAGUAUCAUCAGUCAAAUUCAGUGCAGAUGGUUUGAUGCUGGCGACAGCAAGCGCUGACAAAACUAUAAAGCUAUGGAACACAGAAGAUGGGAAGAUUGAAAAAUCAAUAUCUGGCCACAAACUUGGGAUCUCAGAUAUAGCGUGGUCUUCGGACAGUCGACUAAUUGUUUCGUGCUCGGACGAUAAAACGCUAAAAAGCAAAUGUUUGAAAACCCUUAAAGGACAUUCAAACUAUGUUUUUUGUUGCAAUUUCAAUCCCCCAUCUUCUCUGAUUGUUUCUGGUUCUUUUGAUGAAAGUGUUCGUAUAUGGGAUGUCAAAACCGGAACAUGCAUUAAAACACUGCCCGCUCACUCUGAUCCAAUUUCUGGAGUUUGCUUUAACAGGGACGGUACUCUGAUAUGUUCUAGUAGCUACGAUGGUUUAGUUCGUAUUUGGGACACAGCGAAUGGUCAGUGUGUCAAAACGUUAGUAGAUGACGACAAUCCUCCUGUAUCUUUUGUAAAGUUCUCGCCUAAUGGCAAAUACAUAUUAGCCUCGACGCUAGACAGCGAAUUAAAGUUGUGGGAUUUUAAUAAAGCUCGGUGUUUAAAAACAUAUACAGGGCAUGUCAAUGAAAAAUAUUGCAUUUUUGCCAACUUUUCAGUGACUGGUGGGAAGUGGAUCGUAAGUGGUUCGGAAGACAACAAAAUUUACAUUUGGAAUCUUCAGUCGAAGGAGAUCGUGCAAACUUUAGAAGGCCAUACUGAUGUAGUAAUAUGUACGGACUGUCAUCCAUCUCAAAAUAUUAUUGCAUCUGGCUCUCUAGAAAACGAUCGUUCAGUUCGUAUUUGGAAAUCAGACUUUUGA